AUGGAUACUGACCGAUGUUCAUUGGACGAAGUGUUAAAUACUUGUAAUAAUUUACUUGAUGAAUAUAAGAAUUUUCAAAAUACUGAUAUAUAUAGUGGUGAAAACCAUGAAGAAUAUUAUCGAAUUCGUCUUACACUUCUCCGUCAUUUUCUUGAAUUUAUUAUGGACAUGCUUCGUGUAAGAUAUGAUUUAGUUAAUUGUUCAUCUCAAUUAUUACAUGCUGGUUUUAUACAGGUUACUAGUCUGAAUGAUGCAAUAAAAUCUUAUUCUAACUAUCGACUGAAUUUUAAAUCGAUUCUUCGAUCUAAUUUUGAUCUUAUUUGUCAACAUAUUUUACCUAAUCAAGUUAAAGCUUUAAUAUUGUCAGAUGAUCAACAUACACCCGGUCAAUCUCAACUCUUUUUAUCUCAUUUUCAAAUUGACGAAUUUAUUAAUCUUCAAUCUUUAACAUUGAUUGAAAUAGAAAAGAAAUCAUUAGAAAUUAUCAAUGAACAUUUAUAUAAACUCAAUCGUUUACGUUCAUUUCUAUUCAAAUCAGAAAUCAAUAUUUUGUUUUCUAUGUCAUUUGUUAAUCUUCGUCGUUUGGAAUUGUCACAAUGUUCACUUAAUCUAUUAGAAAAUAUUUGUUUAACAACACCAUGGCUUAAAACUUUAAAUGUUGCUAUCAUACAUGAAACAUCAAACUUAGAAUUUCAAUGUCAACUUAAUUAUUCUGUCAGAUCAAUGAAUGAAAUAGAAAAAUUUCUUCUUAAUUUUCCAUGUUUGAAACAUCUCGAACUGUCCACAAGAAUUCAUGAUAAUUUUGUUACUGGACAUCAAUUAGAAAUCUUGUCGAAAGACUUGAUUACAUUGAAAUUUAUCUUCAAAAUUACACUUCUUCAUUCAAUCGAGGAAACUCUUGAUACAUUUCGAACAUCAUUUUGGUUAGAAGAAAAAUGUUGGUUUGUUGCUUAUGAAAAUAAUUAUCUUUAUACAGUACCUUGUUCUAUGUACACACAUAUCAAUGAACAUUUUCAAUCACCAAAAUAUUCAACGCUUUUAAAAAAUUCAAUCUUCUAUGAUAAUAUUAUUAAAUUAACAUUGUACGUUAAAUUAAUUGAAACUUGUCAUCGUCUUAACAAUAUUACGACAUUAGAAAUUGGAUAUGAAAAUAUUUCAAUAGAAACUCUUUUGGCUAUUGUUAAUCUAAGUAGAAUAAUGAAUUUAACAUUGCCUUCAUCGAUGAAUAAAUCGAAAAUCAAAUAUCUUCUUAAUAAAAUGCCUCGUCUUCAAUAUUUAUCAAUUGAUACCUUGAUGUCAAAUAGAACUUUUGAAGAAUUUCAAAAUUCUGGUAGAAAUUUUUUGGAUAAUAUUCAAGAUCUAGAAUUAAAACAAAUUCGUGAAUUAAAAAUUUCUGAUUAUCAUAUUAUUGAUGAUUCAUAUACUAUUGAUCGACUUUGUUAUAUUUUUCCAUCUAUCGAACGAUUACAUGUCUCAAUUGGACAAUUAAAUACUAUAGUUCAAUUAAUAAAUUGUUUUAAAUAUCUAUCAAUUAUAUCAUUGAAUUUAAAAUAUUUGUCUAAUAAGGAAAAAGAAUAUUUUGCAUUAAAAUCUGAAUUGAUUAUUGAUCAAAUUCGACAAAUGAUGAUAUUAACAUAUAAAUAUCAAAUGACUAAUUCAUGUCUUCAUCUAUGGAUCAAAAAAGAAUCAGAGGAAAUUAUUGGGAAAAUUGAUCAAAGAAAAAAACGGGAAUGUUUUUGGUAUUGGUGUAAUUUCAUAUUAAGUCAACGUUCACUUUUAUCAAUGAUUGUAACUGUGAUCUUGAUCAAUCAUCUUCUCAAUAUUUUGCUUUGCAUGUGGAAUUAUAUAUUAUCAGAUAUUCCUCAAAAAACUAGUUAUUUUUCUUACAUAUUUAAUCCAUCUGCAGUUUUAUUAAUCACGCAAGUUUGUUCGACAUUCUUUAAAAAACAUCACCGAACAUUUGUCUAUUUAUUCGGUUAUAUUUUUGUUUGGAUAUUUACAAUAAUUGCAUGGAUGUUUCCUGAUUGGUGGCAUUUAAUUUCCAUUGAUACAAUCAAUGAAAAAAUUGGUAAUCACGAUAAUCCUUUUCUAUUUUUGUUGAUCCAUCCACUCUGCUUUACCUUAACAAGUAUUGGAUGCAUAUGUUGUUGGUAUCUUGGACACAAUAUGCAUAUGUACUAUCAAUGGAUAACUGGUCUUAUUCUGUAUUCUCUAGUUGGUUUAUGUAUCUGUUUAACAAAAAUAUGUUGUAUCAAUUUUGUU
This is a messenger RNA of Rotaria sordida, 2262 nucleotides long. Lineage: Eukaryota; Metazoa; Rotifera; Eurotatoria; Philodinida; Philodinidae. The record is from the annotation of a GenBank genome assembly.